Messenger RNA from Cicer arietinum (chickpea), 1407 nucleotides. RefSeq names its product amino acid permease 6-like. Lineage: Eukaryota; Viridiplantae; Streptophyta; Magnoliopsida; Fabales; Fabaceae. The record is from RefSeq and is a predicted model, not a curated record.
AUGACGUACAGUAAUAGCUUGCCAAUUAAUGAUGGUAAAUACGAUGAUGAUGGUCGCCUAAAACGUACAGGAACAUGGAUAACAGGAAGUGCACACAUAGUGACAGCUGUAAUAGGAUCUGGAGUGUUAUCUUUGGCAUGGGCUAUUGCACAAUUAGGAUGGAUUGCUGGCUCAAUUGUUCUCAUUCUUUUCUCUGUCAUCACUCUCCUCACUUCUUUUCUUCUAGCUGAUUGUUAUAGGUAUCCUGAUCCUGUUCAUGGAACCAGAAACCAUACCUAUAUGGCUAUGGUCAAAAAUAUUCUAGGAGGAACUCAGUACAUGUUUUGUGGAUUGGCUCAGUACACAAAUCUUAUAGGCAUUACCAUUGGUUAUACUAUCACGACAUCCAUCAGCAUGGUGGCCAUCAAAAAAUCCAAUUGCUUUCAUAAGUAUGGGCAUGAAGCAAACUGCAAAACAUCAAAUUAUCCAUUUAUGGCAUUAUUUGGGGUUUCAGAGAUUUUACUAAGCCAAAUUCCAGAUUUCCAUGAACUUUCAUGGCUCUCUUUUGUUGCAGCCGUCAUGUCUUUUGGUUAUGCUUCCAUAGGCAUUGGUCUCUCCAUAGCCAAAAUUGCAGAACCAGGACACCAUGUGGAGACAGGGCUAACAGGGCUUGUUGUUGGAGUGGAUGAAACAAGUUCUCAGAAGUAUUGGAAUACCUUUCAAGCAAUUGGAGACAUAGCUUUUUCAUAUGCUUUCUGUGCGGUCAUUGUUGACAUACAGGACACAUUAAAAUCAAGUCCACCAGAAAAUCAAGCCAUGAAGAAAUCAAACGUCAUUGGAAUCACAGUGACCACAUUCUUUUAUGCAUUAUGUGGUCUUCUAGGAUAUGAAGCAUUUGGAAACAAGGCACCAGGAAACUUCUUAACAGGAUUUGGCUUUUAUGAACCAUUUUGGCUAGUUGAUAUUGGUAAUCUUUUCAUCAUUAUUCAUCUUGUGGGAGCUUAUCAGGUAUUUGCACAACCAAUAUUUAGUUUAGUGGAAAGUUGGGGUAGUAAACGUUGGCCAGAAAGCAAGUUAAUGACAAAAGAAUAUUAUGUAAAAAUUCCAUUGGUUGGAAUAUGGAGAAUGAAUAUGUUUAGGUUGAUAUGGAGAACAUUGUAUGUGAUAUUCACAACAUUGUUUGCUAUGAUAUUUCCAUUUUUCAACAGCAUUGUGGGUUUGGUAGGAGCAAUGUCGUUCUUUCCUUUGUCAGUGUACUUUCCAACGGAGAUGUACCUUGUACAAUCUAAAGUGACCAAAUAUUCUCCUAUGUGGAUUGGAAUGAAAUCGCUUAGUGGGUUUUGUUUGAUUGUCACUCUUGUUGCUGCUGUUGGAUCAAUUGAAGGAAUUAUCUCUGAACUUAAGACCUAUAAGCCCUUUGCGUACUAA